Lasiosphaeria miniovina is the source of this 2445-nucleotide messenger RNA. RefSeq lists its product as uncharacterized. NCBI's taxonomy places the organism in Eukaryota, Fungi, Ascomycota, Sordariomycetes, Sordariales, Lasiosphaeriaceae. The record is from RefSeq and is a predicted model, not a curated record. The transcript has a single exon. The annotation marks the transcript as partial.
CAUCUUUUUCUCAACCUUUCGUGCGUAACCCUUCCGAACCCUGAUUCUCGGCCCCAGCUUCUCUUUCUCUGCAACCACACCUCUUUCCCAACUCCUUCCCACCUCUUCCUCAGACUCUCCUUCCCACUUCCUCAGACUCUCCUCCGUCCUCUUCAGACCGCAACCGUCGUCGAUACUUUUUUUUCACUUUUCGUUCAAACCCCUUCCAGCUCCACACUUCACCACCGCUGUUCUCCCAGUCCCCCACCGCAUCUCCUUCCAUCCCGUCAAUCAAGCGCCGCGCGAGCUCUCGCCGACCUCGUCCUCGAACAUAAUCAUGACCAUCCACGACUCGAUAUCGCCACCGUCAUCCUCAUCGACAAUCGCAUCCUCCUUGUUGAUAAUCUGCCACUCCUCGUCGCCUUCACCGUCACCCUCCUCUUCACCCCCCUCAGCCUUGACAGCCGGCGCCGCCGUCUCGUCGCCCUCCUCGUCGCUGCUCCACUCGAGCACCUCGACCAGCACCUCGACCUCCUCGCCAUCGACGGUAACAGUCCCCGCGGCCACCUUCACCCACGGCUCGCCGCCGUCGUCCAUGUCGGCGACGUGCUCCCACGGCUUGAUCUCGACCUCGAAGCACGGCGGCCAGCACUCGCACUUCCAGAACGGCAGCAGCCGCUCGAGUGCCUCGCACUCGAAUGCGGCCGCGUCGUAUGCCCCCUCGUCUUUAUCGUCCGCCUUGGCUUUGCCCUUGUCCGCCUUGCUGCUCGCCAUGCGCACGCCCUUCUUCUUUUUCUUGAUUUUCUUGUCGCUGUCCACUGUCUUCUUCUCCUCCUGCGCCUCGUCCUGAGUCUUCUGCUUCUUCUCCUUCUUGGGCGGCGUCGGCUUCUUCGCCUUCAUCUCGUACCACGGCCACAUGCGGCCCUCGCGCCCCUGCGCGACAGAGUUCAGCGUGAUGUCUGCCUCGACCUUCUUCGUCUCUACUACUCCAACUUUUCCUCCUCCUGCUGCUGCUGCUGCUACCCCAUCAAAAAUCACGACGUCGCGCGCCGCGCGGCCGGGCGCCUGCGCGUCGCGCCACCGGUCAGACGGCAGCGCGACGCCCGACACGGCCAGCUCCUCGCCCGUGUCCAUCUGCAGGUCGGGCCGCUUGCCGGGCUUGCCGUGGACCGCCGUCUUCUUCGUCUCGUCCGCUCGUGUUGGGGCCAGUUUGCUGUCGGCGCCUCGCGGUAUAGUGAGCCCACCGCCAGCCUUGGGACGCCAGCCGGCCCCGCUCGCGUAGCGGUUCUGCUGCUGCAGCUGCUCGUGGAUGUUGUCCCACUUGCCGCCGCGGAAGGCGCGGCGGUGGGGACGCGCGCGCGCGAACACGGACGCCGACGACUUGUUGCCCUUGUCGCGCAGCUGGAUGCGGCGGUGCAGGCUGCGCGGCUGCGCGGCCAGCUGCUGCGUGAACGAGCACGUCUUCUUAAGCACCCACGGCCGGCAGCAGCGGAACGGCCGCACGUGCGGGUUGUCGGGCAGCGCGCAGAUGUGCUCGGGCCGGUACGCGCGGUAGCCGUUGCGCAGCUGCCGCCGCACGAUGAGCCCGUUCCGCGUGUCGGCUGGGAGUUGCUGCUUCUUCCUCUCGCGGUGCCCCGCCCACGCCGGGCUGCGCGGCGGCAGCGUCAUCUUCCUCGGCGCCGCAUAGGGUGUCGGGGGCCGCCGCGGCUUUCCGCCGGGAAGGGUCGGCGAUUUCAGCAUCUUCAGUGCGCUCAGGGGCAUUUUCGUCGUCGCCGGUGUCGCCGUCGGUGUCGCCGUCGGUGUUCCCUUGGGCGUCUUGGGGCGCUGAUGCUGGCUGGCGGCGUGGUGCGGCGACUUCAGCAUCUUCAUUGUGAUCUGGGACAGCGAGACUUGCGGCAUGUCGGCCGCCGUCGGCGACGCCCGCGGGGUCCUCGGGGGCUGGCCGCCGGCGUGGUGGUGCGGCACCUGGAGCAUCGUCGUGGAGAUGGGAGGGAGCACUCGGGAUUUGUCGGUAGCGCGCAUUUUGGAGUCGAAAGGCCGAACCAGCAGUGAAAAGGGGGCGCGCGAGAACGAAAAUAUCCACGAUUAUUAAGUAUUAGAUAUACAAUUCAAUUGGCAGCGCAAGGGGUGUCCGGCACCCGUUGCCAAGUGGUGGUUGUGUUGCUGCGUGGCUGUGCGUGCGAGAGUGUCUGUCUGUGCAAGCCAAAAUACCAGCUGGGUGACGUUGAUUGCUUUAUACCGAACGAGCCCGGAGGCCGUGUGGAGUUUGCUGCCGGCGAAAACGCGUAAACGAAAUUGUAUGAUGGUCGGACAAUGAGGUGGGUGAUGUGCACAGGCAUGACUGGCCGCCUGUAAGGGCCCCGGUUGAGCUGCCCCGGAGCUGCCAUAGGAUGACGGCAAAGGCGCUGCCUGGUUCGACAGAAUCCGGGCCGCCGCCACUCGGGCCCGGCCUGCGUGGAGCCUGUC